Gregarina niphandrodes is the source of this 774-nucleotide messenger RNA. Its product is annotated as riboflavin kinase. The transcript has a single exon. Lineage: Eukaryota; Apicomplexa; Conoidasida; Eugregarinorida; Gregarinidae. The coding region runs from base 1 to 774 and encodes 257 amino acids. The record is from RefSeq and is a predicted model, not a curated record. Gene Ontology annotation, biological process: FMN biosynthetic process; riboflavin biosynthetic process. Gene Ontology annotation, molecular function: riboflavin kinase activity.
AUGGACCGGGCUCUGUUUCGAAAGAUUAUUAAGACGUGGGACCAGACGUGGUUGGAGGACGAGUUCGAGGUAUGUGACAUCAAUCAGUUGCACCAGGCGAGUCUUGAAGCCAGUCGAAUUAUCGUUCGAACACUCCCAGCCGGUUCAAGCAUACAGAUUGGCGGCGGGCGAGCUGUCAAUUUACUCCACGUGGAUCAGGUUGUUGCUUGCUGCCAAGAAAUCCCAGUCCAGUGCAAGACCAUGGACCGGGUGCUAACCAGCUGCCCUCUGACAAAGCAGGCUUGGCGAAACGGGCAGCUGAGGCUCCCGGAAAAAAUCCGAAUAGAAGGCGUUGUUAUACACGGGUUCAAAAGAGGAUCGACACAAUUAGGUUGUCCCACCGCCAAUGUCGGAACCCCAACAACCGGAGAGAACAUAACCAUUCCCUUUAACAAGCUUGUUACCCCAGGAACGUACUUUGGCACAUGCAUCAUUGAUUCGCCCGCCAAGAUUCCAAAAGCUGAAAACCGGAAGGCGGACGAGCGGAAGGGUGAGGAAGUCGAUGACGGAAUAGUCGGUACGUAUAUGUGCGUCAUAUCGGUUGGCUACUCGCCGUACUACGACAAUGCUGAGGCCACGAUCGAAGUACAUGUGUUCCACAAUUUCCCAAAGGACUUUUACGGGUUCGCAAUUGCCGUCAACAUCACAUCCUUUCUAAGACCCGAGUCGAAUUUUGAGAGCCUCCGCGACUUAAUCUUUGCCAUUCAAAUGGACUGCGAAACGGCACUAGAGUAA